Molecule: messenger RNA, 2237 nt
Organism: Beta vulgaris subsp. vulgaris (sugar beet)
Lineage: Eukaryota; Viridiplantae; Streptophyta; Magnoliopsida; Caryophyllales; Amaranthaceae
Exons: 2
Coding region: 1329-2078 (249 amino acids)
Source: RefSeq, a predicted model, not a curated record
UUUUUCUUUUUGUCUGCUGUAGUAUUUUCAUACUGCUGAGCAUUUCUGUAAGCUUGUGACAUUGUACUCGUGCAUGGGAGUAAACCUUCUAUAUAUGUUUCUCGUCCUAGUCAUUUUGUUCCCUUGGGAGCUUAUAUUCGUUGUUCCGCAACAAGAUCUAGUUUUGUCUACUCGUUCUAGAUUAAAGCUUCUCGUCCUUUCAGUUAAAGCUGCUGAGAAUGAAUUGGUCCCUGUUUUCAUGUGCAACAUAGAAUGCUUCAUGUUUUACUGGACUCCCUGCUAAUCUUACAGAGGUGAUUUGGCUUAGUACAAUGUUCUAGAUUAAAGCUUCUCGUCCUGUCAGUGAAAGCUGCUGAGAAUGUGUUGGUCCCUGUUUUCAUGUGCAACAUAGAAUGCUUCAUGUUUUACUGGACUCCCCGGUAAUCUAACAGAGGUGAUUUGGCUUAGUACAAUGUUCAUAUUUGUAUUGGCUGCAUCAAUUAUAGCAACUUUGGAAUAUCUUCGUUCUCUUAUCUCUUCCCUUUAUAUCAUUCCCCCCUCGCAUGAUCGACUCCAUACAGACCCUACUAAUGUAACAACUCCAUGUGACCUAUGGCUGACAGACCAAAGCAAAGGUUAGCUUUGAGUUCUGAGCUGUGAGCUAUGUCAUUCGGACUUGGUUACUCGUGUCACCUAUUGUUAUUUUUUGAUAAAAACUGUUAUAUUUGAUCUAAAAGAAAGUCUCUAGUGUCUAUACCUCAUUAGAGUGGAGUGUUUAUACAGGCACUUGAGGUUUAAAGAAGAGUUUGAUUAGCUUAGGUUAUGACUUUUGACUUGUGAUUUAUGAGCGAGUUAUAUAUGUUCAAAUCUCAGCGUUAAUUUGGUCCGCAUUUGUUGGUAAGAAUUAGGUAGAGUUCUGUGGGUUGUACAAUUUUUGCUUCCUACGCACAUUCGUUAUUAGCUGCUCUUCCACAUGAUGAUUCUUUUGUAUGGUUGACAUGUACAUUUACAUCUGAUAUUGAAGCGAAUUCAUGUCUAUUUUCUCCUUUCCCCUUGAUAAACUAUGGGAAGGACAAUAUGGUCUUGGAGAUUGCUGUAGUGACUGUUUUUCCUCAAAUCCUCAGAAUGCCAGUUAGAAGUUUCAAGUAAGCUUGAUAUAUUUGCUCAUGCAUAUGGUCUUUGGAUUGCCGUAGCGUCUGGAUUUCAGCUGAAGGCUAUUAAAUCAUUAUCAUGCAUGAGUCAUGACUCAUUAUGCUACUACGUAUUUCAAGCAAUAACUUGUAGAAUUGAACAAGUUGCUAUCCGUCUGUUUGUCUCAUUUCAUGCUGAAAUUCCUUCCUUGUGAAUAGAUGACUCCAGAGAUACAAACUUUCCAUAUAAAUAGCCAGAAAGUGCAGCAGGUUGACAACAUCAGGAGUUGCUGGACACUUCCUAUGGUUGAGAAUCAUGAGGCCUCUGAACCACUCGGGAGUCAAAUUGAAGGUGGUGGGAAGACAAAAAUUGAGGCCUCUGAAUCACUCGGGAGUCAAGUUGAAGGUGGUGGGAAGACGGAAAUUGAGGUCUAUGUACCAUUACCUGGUCCAAUGAGUACAGGCGGAGGUGUGAAGAUGACUAAUGGUGGGUAUACUCCACAUUCUGAUGGGCAUGAGAAACAAGACGGUGUAACACCUAAUGGGGAUGAGAAACAGGAUGGCAUUGCAAAAGGAAUGAUGGAUGAGAAAACUGAUGAUGGGAAUGGGAAACUGAGACCCGAAAGUACUGUUAUACAACCCCCAUCUAUGCCUAUCGGAGUGAUUCCCAUCCUUCCCGGAGGAGCUGGCUCGUUUCAUUUUGGUUUAGGGCCUAUUGAUUUUGGAGGAAACAUUGGAUGGGGUGGGUUUUCACCAGGGUAUGUGGUCUCAUACAGUCAGCCUCAACCCUACGUUGUCGUCUCACCAUACUCAACACCGUACCCCAUUCCUUCUCCAUUUCUACCACCUGGUUCUGCGUAUGGAGCAGGCCAACCGUCACAGGGAUAUUCCAGUUCUUACCCAUCUGUCAGAGGCUACGCACAUGUUUCAUCUCAGAUUGGAGGCUUUGCUUCUAAUGGGAACAACUAGCUGGAAAUAAGAGCAGGAGCAGCUGAUGAUUGAUGAAGUCAUUGAUAUGCUUAGUAGAAAUGCUUGUUUAGGUGUAUAAAGAAGUUUGAAUAAAUUGUGUCUCAAUAAUUACAAUGAUGUUACUGAUAUUCAUUAUGAGAAUAAACUUGCGCUUGUUGA